UAUUUUUUUUUAUUUCGAUGUUUACAUGAGUUUCUUUUAAGAAUAUUAAUUUUAUAUCAUAGUUUAUAUGUUAAUUGCCGUCACCACAAAUAGAGGAAAAUCAUAUAAAGAACCAUGAAGUGCACAAAGCUGACCAAUCACAUCUUGCAUAACAAUGAGGAGUCUUUCUGAAAUGAAGGCCUUAAAAGGACUGUUGGGUGGAAGUGAUGGAUUUGUCUGUAGGAAUAAGAAUAGUGUAAAAACUGAACAUAUCCCUUUUUUCCUUUUAUAACUGUGACGUGUCACAUUUAUCUAACCCCUCAGUCUUCUUUUUGGUUGGAUGCAUCUUGCAUUCAGUGUCAAACUAGGCUAUUUCACCUCCUAAUGAAACCUUUUUAUGCCCCGAAAAUAGAAAGGCACCCAUGACGCACAGCAGCUCCCCAAAAAACGCCGUUACGCACGUGUCGCACCUGCGCAUCUCAUCUGCACACAUGCUGGGGGUGUCGGGCCUAUUUAAAACCUGCUCCAGGGGAGUGAGGGGACACAGACCUGCAGGCUCCGGGGACCGAGCACUGCAGCAGAACACGCACAGAUGAAGACGGACGGAUGUGCGCAGCAGCAGAGCUGCAGGAAGCAGAGUCUCAUCGAGGAUGCGCGCAAGGAGCGCAGCGGCAGCGGCAGCGGCCCCGGCGGGUCCGCGGGCUCCCCGGGGCCGCUGGGGCCCCCGGGGCCCCCCCGGCCCGGAGACGGCUUCGUGUUCGAGGACAAGGACGGCAAGGUCGUUCUGAACGUCCUGUUCGCCCUCAGCGAUGAGAAACACGCGGGGUUCUUCAAAACCGGCAAAAUAUUUGAAACGUUUGAGGCCAAGCUCCUCCACAUCGAAAGCCGGCCGCGGAGGAAGUGGAAGAACAGCCCGGCUGACCUGGAGUUCUUCCUGAAGUGUGAGGUCCACAGCUCCGACCGGGACGUGUUCAUCAACUCGCUGAAGAGAGUGGCCGAUGACGUUCGCGCCGUACCGGAGGAAAAGGUUCCCUGGUUUCCUCGUCACAUACGAGACCUGGACAAGUGCAACAUGUUAAUCACCAAAUUUGAUCCCGAGCUGGACCAUGACCAUCCAGGAUAUAAUGAUUCAGAAUACAGGAAAAGACGGGCUGCCAUCUCCGAGCUCGCCUUCAGAUACAAGCAGGGGGAGCCGCUGCCCUCAGUGGAGUACACGGCAGAGGAAGUUUCCACCUGGCGGCAGGUUUACCAGCAGCUGCGGAGCAUCUACCCCAGUCUGGCCUGCAGGCAGUUCCUGGACGCCCUGCAGCAGCUGGAGAAGGAGUGCGGCUACGGAGACGAGCGCAUCCCUCAGCUCCGGGACGUGUCCGCCUUCCUGAAAGAGAAAACCGGUUUCCAGCUGCGUCCAGUGGCCGGCCUGCUGUCGGCGAGGGACUUCCUCGCCAGUUUGGCUUUCCGGGUGUUCCAGUGCACCCAGUACAUCCGCCACUCGUCGGCGCCCAUGCACUCCCCCGAGCCGGACUGCUGUCACGAACUACUCGGCCACAUUCCCAUGCUGGCGGAUAAAGAGUUUGCCCAGUUUUCUCAGGAGAUUGGACUUGCCUCUCUUGGAGUUUCAGAUGAAGACAUUGAGAAGCUGUCAACGUUAUACUGGUUUACUGUGGAGUUCGGCCUCUGCAAGCAGAACGGAGCAGUGAAGGCUUACGGCGCCGGACUCCUCUCCUCUUACGGAGAGCUUGUCUACGCGCUGUCCAACGAGCCAGAGUACAAGCCGUUCAACCCGGAGGAGACGGCGGUCCAGCCGUACCAGGAUCAGACUUACCAGCCCGUCUACUUUGUGUCUGAGAGUUUUGAAGAUGCAAAGAUGAAGCUGAGGGAGUACUCUGCCAGCAUCAAGCGGCCCUUUGCGGUUCGCUACGAGCCCUUUACCUGCAGCAUCGAGGUCCUGGACCACCCGAGCAAGAUGCAACACGCUCUGAGCCAGAUGAGGGAGGACCUGAAGACCCUUCACUGCGCCUUGGAGAGGCUGAGCUCGUCUUAAGACGAGGAGGAAGCGAUGCAGACGGAGAUGCUCGACUCAACCGUGCAGCUGAGACCGAUGAACACAAGAAACGAUACGUUCUAGCUCGUUUUUGUUUGUACGUAUAUACAGCGGACAUGAUGUAAAAAGGAAUAAAUGUUUAUUUUCUUGAA
Molecule: messenger RNA, 2172 nt
Organism: Cololabis saira (Pacific saury)
Lineage: Eukaryota; Metazoa; Chordata; Actinopteri; Beloniformes; Belonidae
Gene: th2
Product: tyrosine hydroxylase 2
Exons: 11
Coding region: 572-2020 (482 amino acids)
Biological process (GO): dopamine biosynthetic process from tyrosine
Cellular component (GO): cytoplasm; axon; perikaryon
Molecular function (GO): iron ion binding; tyrosine 3-monooxygenase activity
Source: RefSeq, a predicted model, not a curated record